AUGUCUUCCACUGUCAAGUCGUUCCGUCAACUCGUCGGCAUUCCCCCUUCCUCGGCCUCCACCAGCCUUCUCGUGGUUGAAAAAGUCGCGGAGACUCGCAAGGUUAUUGCCAAGCUGCUGGGAAAGUAUCGACAGGAUGGCAACGGCAAGAACAUUGUCCACGUCGUGCACGAAGUGCCUGCCGGGGCGCCUGUCUUCACACCCGGCACUGCUCUCGCGCAGGAAUUUGAAGAGCUGACAUCUAAGCCGAACGAAAAGGUGGUCACCAAGAACUUCCCCAGUUCUUUUGCUAAGACCGAUCUGCAUGAUUACUUGCAGGGACUGGGAGAAGUAGGACAGAAGAUUGUACUGGUUGGCUACAUAUCGCACAUUUGCAUUUCUACCACUGCACGUGUCGGUAGUGAGCUUGGAUAUGAUGUGCUCGUUGUGCGGGAUGCUGUGGGCGAUCGCAACAUCCCUGGUGCGAACGCGGAGACUGUGCUCUCUGUGGUUCUCAGCGAAUUAGCCGAUGGCUUUGCCACAAUUGUCUCUGAAGGUGAGAUCAGCUCGUGA
Molecule: messenger RNA, 552 nt
Organism: Penicillium egyptiacum
Lineage: Eukaryota; Fungi; Ascomycota; Eurotiomycetes; Eurotiales; Aspergillaceae
Source: the annotation of a GenBank genome assembly